Metarhizium brunneum ARSEF 3297 is the source of this 555-nucleotide messenger RNA. It is a transcript of the gene pmp20, whose product is annotated as Peroxisomal membrane associated protein 20. Lineage: Eukaryota; Fungi; Ascomycota; Sordariomycetes; Hypocreales; Clavicipitaceae. Gene Ontology annotation, molecular function: thioredoxin peroxidase activity. Gene Ontology annotation, cellular component: peroxisome; mitochondrion; cytosol. Gene Ontology annotation, biological process: cellular response to oxidative stress; cell redox homeostasis; hydrogen peroxide catabolic process. The record is from RefSeq and is a predicted model, not a curated record.
AUGGCUUUCCGAGCCUCUUUCCGCCGCGUGGCCCUCGCCCGUCCCUCGCCCGCCAUCCGCAGCUUCCACACCACGCCCCGCGCCUUUGUCAAGGCCGGCGAUGAACUGCCCGACUUUGAUGGCCUCUUUGAGAACUCCCCCGGCAACAAGGUCAACUUGUCCGAGGAGUUCAAGUCGUCUAAUGGGUACAUUGUUGGCGUCCCUGGGGCCUUUACUGGUACCUGUUCGAGCUUACAUGUUCCUUCGUAUAUCAACCACCCGAGGUUGAAGGAGGCAGGCCAGGUGUUUGUUGUUUCCGUCAACGACCCGUUUGUUAUGAAGGCUUGGGCCGAGCAGCUUGAUCCUGCCGGGGAGACUGGCAUUCGCUUCAUUGCCGAUCCCUCGGCGGAAUUCACCAAGGCACUAGACAUUGGGUUUGACGGCUCCGCAAUCUUUGGAGGCGUGCGUAGCAAGCGCUAUGCUUUAAAGAUUGAAAAUGGCAAGGUCUCCAAGACGUUUAUUGAACCCGACGGCACUGGUGCUGACGUUUCUAUGGCGGAAAAGGUUCUUGGCUAG